AUGUGGACUGGACGCGGCAUCGAGCAAGCUAUCGCCCGCAAGAGACAGGGACGCCGCAGAGGCCACAACACCGCCAUGGAAGUCGACAACACCACCAUGGGCGUCGAGAUCAUUACUCCGGGAGUCAAAAACCUCGCCAUCACCGACGCCCAGCGCCGCUGCACGCUCCUCACCAUCCCCUACGAGAUCCGUCGCAAGAUCUACAUCGAAGUCGUCACGGGCUCCGAAGUCAACUGCGCCCCCUACAACCGUGCGGUCACCCGCCUCAUCGGACGCCAGCGUCGCGGCCGCGGCGCCGCCCCUCUAGCCUUCACAGCCACCGAAGAGCACAGCGUCUUCCUCCUGACCUGUCGCCAGAUCUACGAGGAAGCCCGCUCCAUCUACUGGGCCCACUCCCUCGUCGACGCUGGCAAGCAGCACUUCCGGGCGGUGGAAAAAUUAUUCAGUUCUUUCGCUAAGCAGAACGCCGAGCAUAUCCAGGGCGUCGUCGGCAACGUCAGAUUCUCCCUGCAGCCUGCUGGUUUCCUCCUGUCCUUCCCGCGCGCCAAGACGGUUCGACUUUCUAACCCCCUUGUCACUCACUUUGCAAAUGAGACUUUUGCCAGUGUCGUCAAAGAUGAGGAGUCUAUUGUUGCGCAUAUCGAGAACAGAAUGGAGUUCAAGGGCUUGGACAAGUUGAUUGCGGAUGUCCGGUUCAGCGAGGGUGUUCAGUUCUUGGUUGCUGCUGUCUUGAUUGGUCACCCUGUCAAGAGCGACGGUACUCUGGGUGAGGAUAGACACCACAAGUACAAGCACUGUUUCUACAACAUGACCACUGGCAAGCUCUUCGUCAUCGACUUUGAGAGCAUCCGCGGCCCCAUCUCCAUUCGCGAGACCGACGAGGACGACAUCAAUCUCGGCAACUUCGAGCAUGUCUUGGAGGAUCGCUACCUUCGCGGCAAUGAGUGA
Colletotrichum godetiae is the source of this 948-nucleotide messenger RNA. RefSeq lists its product as uncharacterized. The record is from RefSeq and is a predicted model, not a curated record. Lineage: Eukaryota; Fungi; Ascomycota; Sordariomycetes; Glomerellales; Glomerellaceae. Bases 1 to 948 code for a protein of 315 amino acids. The transcript is spliced from 2 exons.